Molecule: messenger RNA, 2397 nt
Organism: Quercus lobata
Lineage: Eukaryota; Viridiplantae; Streptophyta; Magnoliopsida; Fagales; Fagaceae
Product: ankyrin repeat-containing protein At5g02620-like
Exons: 6
Coding region: 418-2283 (621 amino acids)
Cellular component (GO): membrane
Molecular function (GO): protein binding
Source: RefSeq, a predicted model, not a curated record
CCCAUGACAGGCACAACACGUGUUGUGAGUGUCUAUUAAGAAUUUAAGAUGGAGUUCACCAUGUUUGAUCGGAUUGGAGUUAACCAUGUUUUAUAAGCUCGUACACAAGCAUUCUUUGAAGUCCAAGCUUGCUCAGUGAGCCAGCAACUCAAAGUCACAACUACUCCAACAACAGCGACGACAUACACUAACAUUUAUUUCGUAACAAAACGUUCAAUCCCAAUGCUAUCUAUUGAAACAUCUAAAGGCUUUUGAGGUUAAAAGCAGAUAAUGUUGAGAAAGUCUGGAUCUAGAAUAGAGGGAUUUUCUCUCAGAUCUUUGUCUCCUUAGAAAGCCCACGAGAAAAGAUAGAAGAGAGUGCUGUCAACUUGCCUCGACAAAGGUGAAGAUUAGAAGGGCAGAGAGACAUUUCUAGGAAUGAGUCAUUCCCAAACGGUUUCUGCUGGAGAAGAUAUGGUUAUGGAACGAAAAGGAUCCCCCAAUGAGCCAGGUGAAGUAGAGGAGACAGAUGAAGUAGAAGAGACAAAUAGGCAUUGUGCAAGUGAAACUCAAAAUCAACGUCAGACUAAGAGGCAAAAACGAUUUCAAUACCUUAACUCGUGUGUCCUCCUAUAUCAAGCUUCUUUUAAAGGUAAUUGGCAAGCGGCUAAGGAUCUACUUCGUCUAUAUCCUGGUAUGGUUCGAGAUCCCAUAACAGAAGGGGGAGACACAGCUCUUCACAUUGCAGCUGCUGCGAAUCACCCCAAUUUCGUAAAAGAACUGCUGAAAUUGAUGAAAAAGGAAGAAUUAGAAAUUACAAACAAAUAUGGACAAACAGCGCUUUACUUUGCUGCGGCAUCAGGAAAUGUGAUAAUUGCAGAGGAGAUGGUGGAAAAGAAUGAUAAACUAACUUUGAUCCGCAUAAAAUCAAGAGAAAAAAAAUUUACACCACUUUACGUGGCAGCUUUGCUGGGACGUAGAGAAAUGGUGUCGUUUCUAUUCGAUAAGACUCCUUUUAAAGAUUUGUCUUGUGGCCGUCGUGGCGAACGCUUUGAUCUCCUUGUUGCUACUAUUUCCAAUGAUUGGUAUGAUAUAGCAUUGAGAAUUAUGCAAAAGGAUAAACGAUUAGCAACCGCCAAGCAUAUAAAUGGAAAGACUGCAUUGUAUGAAUUGGCCAGGAAAUCAUUUGCAAUUGGCAGCAAAAGUCAGCUAUCGCUUCCAAAACGAUGCUUAGACUCCUGGUUCAAAGGGAUUUAUAAAAAAGAUCUGAUGAAGACGUUAGCUCGUCAAUUAGUUGAAGACCUUUGGAGAGAGGUUCGACUAUUGCAUGGAAAACAAUUUUCAGAUCAUGUUAAGACUUUUCUUUUUGAAGCUGCCAAAAUGGGGAAUGCUGAACUUUUAAUUAUUGCUAUUCGCUCUUAUCCUGAUCUCAUAUGGAGAAAAGACGCAGAAGGCCGAAGUAUAUUUCAUAUUGCUGUUUUGUAUCGGCAAGAGACUGUAUUUAAUCUAAUUUAUGAGAUAGGCGUUAUCAAGGAUAUGAUUUUAACCUACAUUGAUGGCGAAAACCAGAACAUCCUGCACUUAGCUGGAAAAUUGGCUCCUCCAAGUCGACUAAAUAUGGUAUCAGGAGCAGCCCUUCAAAUGCAACGAGAGUUGUUGUGGUUUGAGGAGGUAGAAAAGAUUGUGCUACCUUCAACUGUGGAGAUGAAAGACGAAGAAGGCAAAAUGCCUUGGGAUUUAUUUACAGAAACACAUAAUGAUUUGAAGACACGUGGUGAAAGGUGGAUGAAGGACACAGCAAACUAUUGCAUGGUUGUGGCAACACUGAUUGCCACUGUAGUUUUCGCUGCUGCCUUCACUGUACCAGGUGGUAACAAGGGGGACACUGGAAUUCCUGUUUUCUCGAAAAGUAAAUGGUUUGUGGUAUUUUUCAUAUCAGAUGCAGUAGCACUGUUAUGCUCUUCGACUUCCAUAUUAAUGUUCUUGUCGAUUCUCACGUCCCGUUUUGCCGAAAAAGAUUUCCUCUAUGCACCUGGAAAGUUGGUGUUUGGACUUACAGCACUCUUCAUGUCUAUAGGAGGCAUGGUGGCAGCCUUCAGUGCAACCUGCAUUCUGGUCUAUGAACGCGAAAUUUCAUGGCUUCCUCUUGUUAUAAUAGCUUCGGCUGGUUUCCCUGUUGCUUUGUUUAUUUUGCUACAUCGUCAACUUGUGGUUGAUGCAAUCUACUCAUGCUGGUCUGGGUUACUUCUUGGACCAAGUAAAAGUAAAUUCUUUUUUUUCGGAAGAAAACGUAGGCUCUUUUAGUUGAUGAUGCUAACUGGUCAAUUGUUUGUGGUUGUGAAAGACUCAAAAUAACUCUGACGCCGAGUUUCGGCUUUGAUGUUUCUAGUUUUUAUUUUUAUUUUUUUUAAUUUGCUU